UAACAACAAAAUCCCCAAUUUCCCCGUUCGAGUUCCAAGCGCUAGGGUUUCAGUUUAUUUUUCAAAAAAAAAAAAAAAAACUCUCUCCUCCUCAUCCUGUCUCGAUCUCAAUCUCGAUCUUCAACUCUCCAAUGGCGAUGCGGGCGUUCUACAACGAGAUCAAGGGACUGAAGGUCCGCGAUCUCCCAGGGCAUCUGAAGCCUCGAUUCUCGUGGACCAACAUCAAGAAGUCGGCGGAUGAAGCGGUGGAUCGCUACAUCGAGAAGUACAUCGAGACGAGCUCCGUCGAGCCCCUGUUCCACGUCUGCAUCGGAGGGAUGAUCUUCUCCUACCUCGUCGCCCUCCCGGAGGAGCGCCGCCACCUCGAGCACCAGCAGCACGCCGCCUCUGGAGGAGGCCACCACUGAUCUCCUUCGAUGCAUGCAUUUCAGGUAUUAUUCCGUUGUUGCUGGCUGAAAUCAUCACCAAAACAAUGUUAUUUCUCUAUGGACAGCUGAAAUAAAUGAGUCAUCUGGUCUAUCGUGUUGAACUUCUUUUCAUUAGUGGCCUGUGUGCUACUAAAAUACAUAUUUAAUUCUGGAAAUAGUUUCGUACUUAAUGCUUUUGUCGUUCAAUUGUGGAUUGAUCUGCUUAUUCUAGAUCACCUGAACUUCUUACGAGGCUCAGCUUGAUUUUUGCUUCCUGGUGUGUGUUGACUUCAGAAAUAAGUUUUUUGCAAUCUGGUUGUUGAUUCAGUUU
This is a messenger RNA of Asparagus officinalis (garden asparagus), 738 nucleotides long. RefSeq lists its product as uncharacterized. NCBI's taxonomy places the organism in Eukaryota, Viridiplantae, Streptophyta, Magnoliopsida, Asparagales, Asparagaceae. The transcript has 2 exons. The record is from RefSeq and is a predicted model, not a curated record. Bases 132 to 407 code for a protein of 91 amino acids.